This is a messenger RNA of Dissoconium aciculare CBS 342.82, 1551 nucleotides long. RefSeq lists its product as uncharacterized. Gene Ontology annotation, biological process: DNA replication; DNA strand elongation involved in DNA replication. The record is from RefSeq and is a predicted model, not a curated record. The coding region runs from base 1 to 1551 and encodes 516 amino acids. NCBI's taxonomy places the organism in Eukaryota, Fungi, Ascomycota, Dothideomycetes, Mycosphaerellales, Dissoconiaceae. Gene Ontology annotation, molecular function: DNA binding. The transcript has a single exon. Gene Ontology annotation, cellular component: delta DNA polymerase complex.
AUGGAUCUCACUCCAGAGAGCGGAUCGCUCUUAACAAAGCCCAACGAUCAAGAAUAUGCCGUCUCAGAACGCAAACCAUCGCUCUACAACCCCCUCACAACCUACCAUCUCCCACGGGGUGAAGCCAAACACUACCAGCAACAAUUCGCGGACAUGUACUUCGCGCGGCUAGCGCAACUCAAACCAGCGGUGAAAUCCGUCGCUACGGAAGCAUUCUCAGAGUUCGAAAUUAGCGGCGAACAAGCUCGCUACGUCGACCGAGUGUUAGAUGUCCGCCAGGGAGAUCUCUGCUGGGUGAUCGGCACCGUCUACAUGGAUAUGCCGUUGAAACCGAAUGUGCUUGAUGAUUUGGGGAAAGAGCAUUGGAUUGCAGCGCCACCGCCAAGGGAGAGGUAUACGGGCGCGGGCGAGGAGGUCAUGUUGGAGGAUGAGUCGGGAAGGUUGCGGCUGACUGGGGAUGCGUUGAAGAGUGUGGUGCUUGUUACGGGGACGAUUAUUGCGGUGCUGGGGACGGAGAACAAGGAUGGUGAUUUCGAGGUUUUGGAUUUGCGGACGCCGGAUUUACCACGGCAACCGACGAGGUGGGAACGAGACGAUGGCGAUGCUGCGAUUAAGGGCAAGAGCGUGCUCAAGAAGAGAUCGGCGAGCGGGAAAGUCGCAAUCGUCUCCGGUCUAGCUUUCAGUGGAGACGAAGGCGAUUCAUUCGCAUUGGACCUAUUACAAGAAUGGCUCAUGGGCGAGAUCGCUUCAGCAUCGGGGCAGACCUCAGCAGCCGACAUCUCACGGCUCAUCAUCGCGGGCAACUCCUUCUCGCACAGCUCCCCGAUCCCGUCAAGGGAAGAUGCGAUCGCGGCCAAAAAGUCCAACAUCAAAAAAUACGGCUACGACGCCGCCAGCUACAACGCCGCGCCCUCGGAUCGUCUAGAUCUCUGGCUCUCCGCCCUCCUCCCAUCCCUCCCCAUAACGCUCCUCCCAGGGUCCACGGAUCCCACCUCGACCGUAAUGCCGCAACAGCCCAUCCACGCCGCCAUGUUCCCGCACUCGCGCGCCUACAUGGAACUCGGCGGGGCGACCUCGCAAAAGGAGCCAAGGCCGCCGAGUUGGUUCGACAGCACGACGAACCCCUGCGAUUUCGACUGCGACGGCUGGCGCUUCCUCGUCGGCGGCGGCCAGACCCUCGACGACAUCCUGAAAUACAUCACUCCCGCCUCCCCCACCGCCGGCCCCUCAAAUGACGAGCGGACGGAGAUGAUGGAGGCCAUGCUCCGCUGGCGUCUCGCCGCCCCCACCGCACCGGACACACUCCCCUGCUACCCGUUCCAGGACGGGGACAAAUUUGUGAUCAAGGAGUGUCCGCAUAUCUACAUCAUGGGGAACCAGCCGCGGUUCGAGACGGGCGUGAUUGAGGGGCCGCAGGGGCAGGAAGUUCGCUUGAUCAGCGUGCCGAGAUUCAGGGAGACGGGCGAGGUGGUGGUUCUCGAUUUGGAGAGUUUGGAGGUGGAGAUUGUGAGGAUCGAGAUCUUCUCCGAUGAGGAUGGGGGAGGGGAAUGA